Messenger RNA from Eutrema salsugineum, 1443 nucleotides. RefSeq names its product cytochrome P450 71B37. The transcript is spliced from 3 exons. Gene Ontology annotation, molecular function: monooxygenase activity; iron ion binding; oxidoreductase activity, acting on paired donors, with incorporation or reduction of molecular oxygen. The record is from RefSeq and is a predicted model, not a curated record. Lineage: Eukaryota; Viridiplantae; Streptophyta; Magnoliopsida; Brassicales; Brassicaceae. The annotation marks the transcript as partial.
AUCACUCAUGUGAUAUAUGAAAGCACAAGCUUCCUUCCAUCACCAUCAUCAUUAAUAGGCAAUUAAAUGGCUCUGAUUUGGUAUCUAUCACUUCUCUUUCUCACCUGUCUUCUUCUCGCCGCCCUCAAACGCAAGAAGCAGCAACCAAGACCACCGUCUCCUCCUGGUUUUCCGAUCAUCGGAAAUUUACACCAGCUCGGAGAAUUACCUCAUCAAUCUCUAUGGAGACUCUCCAAAAAGUAUGGUCCUGUGAUGUUUUUGAAGCUUGGAAGAGUCCCAACGGUCGUAGUUUCUUCCUCUGAAACUGCAAAACAAGCUCUGAAAAUCCAUGACCUCCAUUGUUGUAGCCGUCCCAGCUUAGUAGGGCCAAGAGAACUCUCUUACAAUUAUCUGGACAUCGCUUUUGCUCCCUUUGAUGAUUACUGGAAAGAAGUCAAGAAACUGUGUGUGCAAGAGGUCUUCUGUGCUAAACGAGUUCACUCGAUUCAACCCAUCAAAGACGAGGAGGUCAAGAAACUGAUCGAUUCAGUCACGGAAUCAGCUUCUGAGAAAACACCGGUUAACUUGAGCGAGAAGUUUCUUUCUUUAACUGUAGGCGUGAUAUGCAAGGCAGCAUUUGGUGUGAGUUUCCACGGGACUGUGCUCAACAAUGACAGAUUCGACAAGUUCAUCAACGAAGCAUUCUUGUUUUUAGGGAGCUUCUCUGCCUCGGAUUUUUUCCCAAAUGGUGGCUGGAUCAUCGACUGGCUCACUGGUUUACAAGGGCGGAGAGAGAGAAGCGUGAAAGAUCUUGAUGCGUUUUAUGAACAAAUGUUUGAUCUACAUAAAGAGGAAAAAGAUAGAGAGAGUGAAGAUUUCGUGGAUUUGCUCUUGAGAUUUCAGAAAGAAGAAUCUGUUCUUGGAUAUGGCAAGCUCACAAGAAACCAUAUCAAAGCAAUCUUAAUGAAUGUUCUUAUAGGAGCCAUCGGUACUUCUGCAAUAACAAUGACAUGGGCAAUGACAGAACUUAUGAGAAACCCACGAGCAAUGAAGAAAGUUCAAUCCGAAAUCAGAAAUCAAAUUGGUAACAAGUCAAUGAUCACCUUGGAUGACAUAGAGAAGCUCCAUUACCUGAAAAUGGUUGUCAAAGAAACAUGGAGGCUACACCCUCCAGCACCUCUUCUGGUUCCAAGAGAAGUAAUGUCUGAAUUUGAGAUCAAUGGGUACAAGAUUCAACCAAAGACACGGCUUUAUGUGAAUGUUUGGGCUAUUGGACGUGAUCCAGAGACCUGGAAAGAUCCAGAGAUGUUUCUCCCGGAAAGGUUCAUUGAUAAUAACAUUGAUGUAAAAGGACAGAAUUUUGAGCUGUUACCCUUUGGAGGCGGCCGGAGACUCUGUCCUGCCAUCUACAUGGGAACAUCAAUGGUGGAGUUUGGUCUUGCGAAUAUGUGUAUCAUUUUGACU